GGAAGGACUUGAUCCUUGAUACACGUGGCACUCUCUCUAUCUCUUUCCCUCGCUCUCUAUCUCUCCUCCCUCGCUCUCUCUCAAUCUCUCCGCUCGCGCCAUCUCUCUCAAUUUCACGUAAGCUUUUGAUUCUUGUGGUGGCUUGUAUGAUUGUAAAAUGCAACUGGAUUGUGAUCUUGGCUGCGGAAUCACUAGUCCGUUUCAGAGUGGAAUGAGAAACAACCUAGAAAAGAGUUCUUGAGUACUGGGCUGGGAGAGGAAUGCUUCAGAUUUUUGUUGAUGUGAUGACAAGAGCUUUCCCUGACUACCUGUCUCAGAAGAAGGAUCUCCUGCUUCUACAGAAUAUCGCUAGCUACAUGCUUCUUGCUUGUGGCCUUAUCUAUUUCAUCUCUGGAGUUCUAUGCAUCGGCUUUCUGAAGCGCGCUCGACAGCAGAAGGAAAUUUCAAGAGAACAAGCUGUCAAGGAUCUUGAGGAGAUAGAUCGACGCAGGGAAGAGUUGGAACAAUUGGUCCUGCUGCAUCGCAGUAGAGUUCUCUUGCAAGUUGUUUCGGAGGAGGUGAUUCAGAGUAUGAUGAAGAGGAGAGCACAAAGAAGUUUGCGAGGAAAGUAGCUGAUCAUUAUAGUCACCAAACUCUGGAAGAGAGCGAAGCUAGUCCCAUCAUUCAUCUGAAGAAACUCAACAAUUGGUUGAGGAUUAAGGUUACCAAGAAGAAAUGUUUCUUAAGAAGGAUGAUCCAAAGGUGACGCUGAGUUUUUCAGUUCAUUGGCUCUGAAAAUUAAUGCAGACAUCGCAGCACAGAGCAUGGAGAAGUAAUGAAGAAUUUAAGAAUCUUGUUAAUGACUCUAGGAGUUGUAAUGAAGAUAGCCGAGAAAUUAACACUUGAAGUUAGCUUUUAAGACUUGGGAAGACAUGUUGUUACUUGUUAGUAUAAGACUUGUAUGAUGGUAGUGUAAGACUUGGAAAGAUAAGAUUCUAUGUAAAAUGUAUGUUUUAUGAAUUUAAUGCAAUGUAUAUCUAUAUUAUUAGAAA
Raphanus sativus (radish) is the source of this 1031-nucleotide messenger RNA. RefSeq lists its product as uncharacterized. The record is from RefSeq and is a predicted model, not a curated record. Bases 261 to 611 code for a protein of 116 amino acids. Lineage: Eukaryota; Viridiplantae; Streptophyta; Magnoliopsida; Brassicales; Brassicaceae. The transcript has 7 exons.